AACACAUAGGAACUGUAUAUACGUCCCAUCGAGCCACCGAGCACUGUAAAAGGAGACACAACUGAAGCGCAUUCGGCAUGGAGGUAAAAGACGCCAACGCCGCAAUGCUGAGCAAUUAUGAGGUGUACCAGCUGUUGGCGGACCUGAAGGACCAGCGGAAAGAAAGUGGGAAAAACAAACACAGUGCCGGGCAACAGAACCUCAACACCAUCAUGUAUGAGACCACGAAGUAUCUGGCCAAGAUGCCAUGUAGCCGCCAGAGUCCAGAAAUAGUGAAAGAGUUUCUCAGCGCCAUGUUACCGCACAAGCUCACCAAAGCAGAAAAGCUGCAGCUCCUGAACCACCGGCCGCAGACUGCUGUCGAGAUCCAGCUGAUGGUGGAGGAGAGCGAGGAGAGGCUGACGGAGGACCAGAUUGAGGAGCUACUGCAGAAGGUGACGGAGAUCCUCCCCGGGGACCCUCAGCAGGAGAGUGGCACCGAGCCGGGGGAUGCCGGCGUGGACGAUGAGGAGGCCGAGGAGCAGUGAGGAGUGUCAGGCGGGCCGGGCCAGGUGGCGGGACAUGCUUCGAACCUGACUGCAACAGACUGUGUGGCAGGACUGCUUUCACUGAUUACAGAACAGCGGGUCUGUUUAUUGGUCUCAUGUUUCACUUUGUGCACAACAGUCUCGGCUGUGGAUCCCAGGGUAAUUCGAAGGGGUGGGGGGUACGGGAUGCAGCGGGAGGAGAAAUACAAUAAGGUGUCAAAUCUAAUUAUUCAGCUGCUUGUGUGUGUGUGUGUGUGUGUGUGUGUGUGUGUGUGUGUGUGUGUGUGUGUGUUUUUU
This is a messenger RNA of Scleropages formosus (Asian bonytongue), 824 nucleotides long. RefSeq names its product calcitonin gene-related peptide-receptor component protein (gene crcp). The transcript is spliced from 6 exons. Gene Ontology annotation, biological process: transcription initiation at RNA polymerase III promoter. The record is from RefSeq and is a predicted model, not a curated record. Gene Ontology annotation, molecular function: nucleotide binding. The coding region runs from base 78 to 527 and encodes 149 amino acids. NCBI's taxonomy places the organism in Eukaryota, Metazoa, Chordata, Actinopteri, Osteoglossiformes, Osteoglossidae. Gene Ontology annotation, cellular component: RNA polymerase III complex.